This is a messenger RNA of Gadus macrocephalus (Pacific cod), 2079 nucleotides long. RefSeq names its product phosphatidylinositol-specific phospholipase C, X domain containing 2 (gene plcxd2). Gene Ontology annotation, molecular function: phosphoric diester hydrolase activity. Bases 268 to 1242 code for a protein of 324 amino acids. NCBI's taxonomy places the organism in Eukaryota, Metazoa, Chordata, Actinopteri, Gadiformes, Gadidae. The transcript has 8 exons. The record is from RefSeq and is a predicted model, not a curated record. Gene Ontology annotation, biological process: lipid metabolic process.
UCAAAGCCAUUGGCCAUUAGCUUCUCGUUAGAUCCUCGGCUUGAAACCCCGCAAAGACCCACUCACCGGGUUUCCGUAUUUGCGCGAUGAAUCCCUGUCAUUAUUAGUCCUGCUCCCUGUACCCCACGAGAUGCAUGCUUUCCUACUGCUAUACUCGAGAAGAGGGGGAUGGCGCAAAUAGGAAUAAUUUUGCGAGGAAAUGUCUUCACCUUGCAGAGACACUGAAGAUUACUGUCCCUGCAGACAUUAUUUUCUUCCACACCUGUCAUGAAGACACGACCGGCGGGCAUCGGAAGUGCUCGAGCGGACUGGAUGGGGUCGCUGUCCCCGAAGCUCACUGCAAUGCCCCUCAAAUACCUCGCUGUGCCAGGGUCCCACGACUCGUUUACAUUCUGGGUGGACGUGAAGGCACCUGUGGGUCCUGAUCAGAAGGCGUUUGUCAAGUACCUGGCCACCAUCUUCAGACACAUGGCCAAGAAGGUCAUGGUGAAGUGGUCCAUGACCCAGAACCUGACUUUUAGAGAGCAGCUUCAUGCAGGUAUCCGCUACUUUGACCUCCGAGUGUCUUCUAAGCCAAGAGAGCCAGGGAAGGAGAUCUACUUCAUCCAUGGACUCUUUGGACACAAGGUGAGGGAUGGGCUGUCAGAUAUCAACUCGUUUCUGAACAAACAUCGGAAAGAGGUCGUGUUCUUGGACUUCAACCACCACUAUGCUAUGGAGGAGGAGCACCAUGUCUACCUCAUCAGCAUGCUGCAGGAGGUGUUUGGCAGCAAGCUGUGCCGGGCCAGCCCUGUGGAGACCAUCACCCUUGACUUCCUCUGGGAGAAGAAAUACCAGGUGAUAGUGUUCUACCACCACACUUCAGCACAGGGCUGUCCUGUCAUUUGGCCCGGCAACAAGAUCCCGGCACCCUGGGCCAACACCACCAAACCACACAAACUCAUCAAGUUCCUGGAGACCACGCUGCAGGAGCGGCAGCAGCAGGGCUCCUUCCACGUGUCCCAGGCCAUCCUCACCCCAAAGGUCAACACCGUGGCCAAAGGCCUGGUGUGGGGCCUACGCAACUACCUGGUGGAGAGAAACCUUCCUGCCAUCAUGACCUGGGUGGAGGCUCAGAAGCCCGGCGUUGGCGGUGUCAACAUCAUCACCUCUGACUUUGUGGAGCUUACCGACUUUGCCAACACCGUCAUCAGGCUGAACAACCUGCUGCUGUCUGAGAGGGACCACAGCGGGGCUUCGUGACAGAGGACACGCCCAGUGUGGGUCAUUCAAGGUGGAUGAGGUGGUGUGUAAAUGCUUGAGACAGUUGUGGAAUGAUGAUGUAAGCAAGAGGACGGGACACCAAACAAUUGUUAUGGCAACAGGUAAUUUUUGCUUGUCGUUGUUGUUCAGCGUCUGGUUAUAGUGACAAUGAGGUUUGCUUUGCACAGAAGCACCGAGAGUAGGAACGAACAAAUGUGAUUGAAGUUAAGCCAAGGAGAUCGAAUCAUGGAUGAAUAUUGUUGCAUUAUGGGAUUGCAGUGGGAAUUGAUAAGACAGAUAUUGAUAGUAAAGAGGAAGUUGAACUACGCCCUUCCUGCCUGAUGAGAAGUCCAUUGGUCAUGUUUAAAAUUCACCUUUUGUGCUAAAACUAUGAAUCAGACGCUUUUUCCAAACUACGGAUAAAACUGACAACAUGGGUAGGUAUGCCAAUGUGUUUAUGGUACUGUACACUACAUUGCUUUGGGAAUGAAACAUUGCCUUUUUCAUUCAUAAAUCCAGAAUUAAUUUUAGAUACCACAGAGAUUUUCACACGGUUGGUGAUGGUUCAUCACUACCUAUGAUCUGUCAAAUGUCUCUCAUGUACUGGAUUGAGUUAAAAUAGAAAUUGCAUGACCUGCAUUGCUGUUCUGUAUGUAUAAGAAAUUAGCUUCAGCUAUUUGAUGCACUAUAUUUUUAUAGUAUUUUGAAGUAUUCUAUUAUAUAUUAUAUGAUAUUGUCUGUGAAGAGUAUCCAUGGUUUAAAUGAGCAAGUUGAUGCAGCUUAGAUUGCAUGUUUCGAAAGUAAAGGAUCACAAUAGUUUUUACAUGGAAACUCCAA